GUACGCGAAAUCAAAAAGGUGUGAAAAUAGGAAGUGCACUUUGAACGAAAAGAAACGCUGCGAGAUAGAGUUGUACUUUCAAAACUGGCAUCCAGACCCAGUAUUGCCACAAAUAUUAGUCUUUUAGUAAGCAGUGUUAUUAAAACCGAAUAAAAGGAUCCAGAAUUCAUCCUAAAUUUAUUGAAUAUGGGCUCAUGCAGCGGCAUAUGCAGGGUGCGUAUCGCAACAAUUUUAGAUCACUUGAUUAGAUAAAAUGUAUGUAAAAUCAUCACAUGAUUCACAGUUCCCUCACUUCGUUGUUCAACCUUACAUUUCAAAUAUGAAGCUGCUGGUCGUUCUUGGAUGUGUUAGUCUGCUGUUUUCUUUUGCAAUAUUUAAAAAUGCAGAAAGUACACCCUUGAAGUGUUAUGCAUGUUCCUAUCACCGGGACAACUCCACCCGGCCCGAGGACUACUACUGUAUUAACGACACGGAGAAGGUGGACACGGGGGAGAAAAUAGUCACGUGCAGGGAGGGAGAAUGGUGUAAUACGCACCAAAUAAUUAUAACAGGAACAAUGAACAUCACCUCCUACUACAGAGGCUGCGGAAAGGACAAGACUGACUUUUGCACAGACGGAGCGGCCGGACAUCGGGAUUGUGUGCGGGCCUGUGACACGUCACUUUGCAACAAUAAGACCACGCCCAUCGUCGAUCCAGGCAGCACAACCACGGUCACAACUACAGCCGGCACCUCUACCACACCAUCCGGGGCGUCCACUUUCCGCUUAACUGCAGGGGCCACUGGUAUCUUUACAGUGACAGCGUCUUUGGGACUUUUUGUGAAAUGGUUCAUGUGACAGUGAAAUCUCAGUAGCUCCUGCGUAAAAACAACCAAGUUUUUCACAUAUUUUUUAUCUGGAAUCAAGGAUUGGCACUCGAGAAUGUGAUGAUUGUUGCCAUGCUUAAAAUCUGUAAAUGAUUUCCAAUUAGAAUAUUCGACCUGAAAAGAAGAGACUUGCAACUUGCCACCGUGACAAAGCACAAAUAAAUGCUGUUUGCAACUGUAUUUAAUCUACCAAAAGUUGAUGAAUUGCAUAUCGCUCACUAUCUGUAUUCUCAAUUAUUUCAGCUAAUAAUCGUGUUUGUUUCAUGUGA
Lingula anatina is the source of this 1136-nucleotide messenger RNA. RefSeq lists its product as uncharacterized. Lineage: Eukaryota; Metazoa; Brachiopoda; Lingulata; Lingulida; Lingulidae. The record is from RefSeq and is a predicted model, not a curated record.